Pipistrellus nathusii (Nathusius's pipistrelle) is the source of this 1335-nucleotide messenger RNA. Lineage: Eukaryota; Metazoa; Chordata; Mammalia; Chiroptera; Vespertilionidae. The record is from the annotation of a GenBank genome assembly.
AUGCAGAAAGCCACCUACUACGACAGCAGCGCCUCGGCCGCCCUCUUCGGAGGCUACUCCUCGUACCCCGGCAGCAAUGGCUUCGGCUACGAGGGCGCCCCCCAGGCCCCGUUCCCGGCCGCCGCCGCGCACCUGGAGGGCGACUACCAGCGCGCGGCGUGCUCGCUGCAGGCCCUGGGCGGCGCCGGCCCGCACGCCAAGGCCAAGGAGCUCAACGGCGGCAGCUGCAUGAGGCCCGGCCUGGCCCCCGAGCCGCUGCCCGCCCCGCCCGGCUCGCCCCCGCCCAGCGCCGCCCCCACCAGCACCUCCAGCGGCGGCAAGGGCGGCCCCCCCAAAGGCGGCCCCGGCGCCAACGCCACCCUCACCAAACAGAUAUUCCCCUGGAUGAAAGAGUCGAGGCAAACGUCCAAGCUGAAAAGCAGCUCCCCCGGCACAGCGGAGGGCUGCGGCGGCGGCGGCGGCGGAGGAGGCGGAGGCGGAGGAGGCGGCGGAGGAGGAGGAAGCGGUGGAGGAGGAGGAGGAGGCGGCGGCGGCGGCGGCGGGGGCGGGGACCGGAGCCCCCCGGGCUCGGCGGCGUCCAAGCGGGCCCGCACGGCCUACACGAGCGCGCAGCUGGUGGAGCUGGAGAAGGAGUUCCACUUCAACCGCUACCUGUGCCGGCCGCGCCGCGUGGAGAUGGCCAACCUGCUGAACCUCAGCGAGCGCCAGAUCAAGAUCUGGUUCCAGAACCGGCGCAUGAAGUACAAGAAGGACCAGAAGGCCAAGGGCCUGGCCUCGUCCUCGGGGGGCCCGUCCCCCGCCGGCAGCCCCCCGCAGCCCAUGCAGUCCACCGCGGGCUUCCUGAACGCCUUACACGCCAUGACGCCCAGCUACGAGAGCCCGUCCCCGCCCGCCUUCGGCAAAGCCCACCCGAACGCCUACGCGCUGCCCCCCAGCUACCAGCCGCCCCUCAAAGGCUGCGGCGUCGCCCCCCCGCAGAAAUACCCCCCGACGCCGGCGCCCGAGUACGAGCCCCACGUCCUCCCGGCCAACGGGGCGGCCUACGGGACGCCCGCCAUGCAGGGCAGCCCGGGCUACGUGGGCGGGGGCGGCUACGUGGAUCCGCUGCCGCCCCCUGCCGGCCCCUCCCUCUACGGCCUCAACCACCUCACCCACCACCCCUCGGGGAGCCUGGACUACAACGGGGCGCCCCCGAUGGCCCCCAGCCAGCACCACGGACCCUGCGACCCCCACCCCACCUACACAGACCUCUCCUCUCACCAUGCGCCUCCUCCUCCUCCUCCUCCUCCUCCUCAGGGUAGAAUCCAAGAAGCGCCCAAGUUAACGCACCUGUGA